Molecule: messenger RNA, 2982 nt
Organism: Acanthopagrus latus (yellowfin seabream)
Lineage: Eukaryota; Metazoa; Chordata; Actinopteri; Spariformes; Sparidae
Product: natural resistance-associated macrophage protein 2-like
Exons: 17
Coding region: 234-1922 (562 amino acids)
Biological process (GO): metal ion transport
Cellular component (GO): plasma membrane
Molecular function (GO): manganese ion transmembrane transporter activity; iron ion transmembrane transporter activity; cadmium ion transmembrane transporter activity
Source: RefSeq, a predicted model, not a curated record
UGACGCAUGCGCCUUGAGUCUUGAACUUACCGUUGACAUGGAAAAAUACGACUUUGCCGGAAUCUGCUUGAUUACGUACGACUUCGCUACCCACAACUUUACACAGAUGGUGUCAGUUUAAAAGCAGAUUUAUUCGUCAAAACUAAAAUCCAUCAUUUUACUCUCCCACAAGGUGUAAGCAGGGAGGCUGAUAUCCAUCCCUCAGGUUCCCAGGGAUCCCUCAGCUCGACCUGAUGAAAGCCGAGCAAGACGGAGACCUCCUUGAAGAGGACUCCCCUCAGGACAAUGGAGUCCAGACAAACCAGUACAGCUCCAUCUCUCCUCCUGCAUCACCUGUGGCCCAGGAAGAACCCUUCUCCACCUACUUUGAGGAUAAGGUGCACAUUCCCGAGAAUGUCAGCCAGGUAUUCAGUUUCCGUAAACUCUGGGCCUUCACUGGACCAGGCUUUUUGAUGAGCAUUGCUUACUUGGAUCCAGGGAACAUUGAGUCCGACCUUCAGUCUGGAGCUAAAGCUGGCUUUAAGCUCCUAUGGGUGCUCCUUGGAGCCACCAUCAUCGGGCUGCUGCUGCAGAGGUUAGCUGCACGCCUCGGGGUCGUCACAGGGAUGCACCUGGCUGAAGUCUGCAACCGCCAAUAUCCCAUGGUUCCUCGGAUCAUCCUAUGGAUGAUGGUGGAGCUGGCAAUUAUUGGCUCAGACAUGCAGGAGGUCAUUGGCUGUGCCAUAGCUCUCAACCUACUCUCCGUGGGCAGGAUUCCACUGUGGGCAGGAGUCCUCAUCACCAUCACAGACACAUUUGUGUUCCUCUUUCUAGACAAAUAUGGCCUGAGGAAACUCGAAGCUUUCUUUGGCUUUCUCAUCACUGUCAUGGCUCUUAGCUUUGGUUAUGAGUAUGUGCUGGUAAAGCCAAACCAAGCGGAGCUGCUAAAGGGGAUGUUCUUACCUUACUGUGCUGGCUGUGGACCUGUGCAGCUGGAGCAGGCAGUGGGAAUUGUAGGCGCUGUCAUCAUGCCGCAUAACAUCUACUUGCACUCAGCACUGGUCAAGUCUAGAGACAUUGAUCGCAAGAAUAAGAAGGAAGUAAAGGAAGCCAACAAGUACUUCUUCAUCGAGUCCACUAUCGCUCUUUUCAUCUCCUUCCUCAUCAACGUCUUUGUCGUAGCAGUCUUUGCUCAGGCUUUCUACAAUAAGACCAAUGCUGACGUGAAUGAAUCUUGUAAUAAAACCGGCAGCCCUCACACAGAUCUCUUCCCUCUCAACAACAACACACUGGAGGUGGACAUCUACAAAGGGGGAGUGGUCCUGGGCUGUGUCUUUGGCCCUGCAGCCCUCUACAUCUGGGCCAUAGGGAUCCUGGCAGCUGGACAGAGUUCCACCAUGACAGGCACUUACUCUGGGCAGUUUGUCAUGGAGGGUUUCCUGAACCUAAGGUGGUCCCGUUUUGCCAGAGUGCUGCUGACCCGCUCUAUUGCCAUCACGCCUACACUGCUGGUAGCUAUUUUUCAGGAUGUUCAGCAUCUGACUGGGAUGAACGACUUCCUCAAUGUGCUUCAAAGCAUGCAGCUUCCAUUUGCUUUGAUUCCAAUUCUGACCUUCACAAGUCUGACAUCCAUAAUGAACGACUUUGCAAACGGAUUGGUGUGGAAAAUCUGUGGAGGCAUCGUCAUCCUGGUGGUUUGUGCAAUCAACAUGUACUUUGUGGUCGUUUACGUGACGUCACUGAACAGUGUGCUGCUCUACGUUUUCGCUGCUCUGCUUACCGUGGCCUAUCUGUGCUUUGUGGGCUACCUGGCAUGGCACUGUUUGGUUGCCUUGGGUGUUUCCUGCCUGGACUUUGGCAGCAGGACACAAAUGGGACUGUCACGACAUACAGACAUUUACUUACUGAGUGACAUGGACUCUGAUACUCCGGUGGAGAGAUGAGAGGACGCGAUGACCUGACUGAAGCGUGGGACCACUGAAGCUCGCCCAGUAUGUGUUUGUCUUUGCCGCUCUGUGCCUUACCUGUUGUUAACUGUCCUUACAGCACACAGUGUAGCACACUGACAGAUCAUGCUGUUUGAAUCGAUGAUGGGCGUUUUCCAGCACAAGCGACUCAACAACCUUAGCUAAAUAAUGUUUAUGCAAGAAGUAUCUGGGCUCUAAAGAGAGAUGUGGGUUAAAGAUUUGGCGUCCCGUGACAUCUUAAACGACUAAUCCACUACAAGUUAACACCAUGACUUCAGUUAAAGACAAGACACUACUGUGAUGAAAUGGCCAUUCGACAUUCAGAAAUCACACAAUAACAAACUCAGUAUUCCACAUUGUAGAGUCAUGAGUUCAGAGACACAAGUUGAGUGCUUUUAGCCAGUAACCGAUGUUGUGGACCUCUAGUGUGGCUCCAGGCUGCAGAUUAGACAGUCUAUUAUUGUUUUUCUUUUUUUUAAACCUUCUUUCUGGUUUAGCUGACAUGAAAUGGACAAAUCUGAUUUUCCCCAAUAUCACCCCACCCCCCCCCUUAGAGUGCGAAUAGCAAGAUACACAAAGUCUGAUGUAAAUUUUAUUUGUAAAACCUCAAUGUCCUAAGCUGCGGCAUUAUGUUAACAAUUUUUAUACCUUUUUUAUGCUUGAAUUUCAUAUUAAAAUAAAAUCGGAUUGAUUUGUCUAGAUGUUAAUAUUAGACUAAUAAACAUUUAAUUUAAUAUUAAUAUAUGGAAUGCAAACACAGCACUUGAAUAGCUUACAAGGUAUUUAUGUCAACUUUUUUUUAUACUAUAUAACAGAGUGACAGUUUUAUGUCAUUUUAUGUACAGUUAUGCAGUCUAUUUUACAUUCUUGGAGGUAACAUGCUGUCGGUUACAAAGUCUUUUGGAGACUGGUUGUAAAAAAACGUCUGCUAUUUGUAAACUAUUCAAAGCCAUUAAAGCCAUCAUUUGUAGGAUUUCCUUAUUUCACUGAUAAUACAUGUGUGCAUUUUCCCCGUUUAAUAAAUAUAUGAAUUUUA